Messenger RNA from Salmo salar (Atlantic salmon), 4439 nucleotides. Its product is annotated as retinal Mueller cells isomerohydrolase. Gene Ontology annotation, biological process: retinal metabolic process; zeaxanthin biosynthetic process. Gene Ontology annotation, molecular function: beta-carotene 15,15'-dioxygenase activity; retinol isomerase activity; all-trans-retinyl-ester hydrolase, 11-cis retinol forming activity. The record is from RefSeq and is a predicted model, not a curated record. Lineage: Eukaryota; Metazoa; Chordata; Actinopteri; Salmoniformes; Salmonidae.
UUAUGCUGAGAGAUUCCUGAAGGAGGUGUAUUGGGGCGGUGGGUUAAAAGUGAAUGGUUUGGGUACAAAGGGAUUCUUGUUUCAGAGACCUCUGAUUGGUUUGGGGGGAGGUUCUCAAACUCCCGGCACUCUGCCUGGGAAUCUAACAGUGUCUAUAAAGGCUGCUGAUCACUCCACAGUUCAGACUGAUUUCCUGCACACAAGCUGUGUUUAUUCUCAAUAGGAAAAUGGUUAGUCGAAUUGAGCAUCCGGCUGGUGGCUACAAGAAAAUCUUUGAGACAUGUGAAGAGUUGAAUGAGCCUAUUCCUGCUGUGGUUGUAGGUGUGAUCCCAGAAUGGCUGAGUGGCAGUCUGUUGCGUCUUGGACCCGGCCUGUUCGAGGUGGGGGCUGAGCCUUUCUACCACCUCUUUGAUGGCCAGGCCCUCAUGCACAAGUUUGACCUAAAGAACGGUCACGUGACAUACUAUCGGAAAUUUGUCAAAACCGAUGCCUAUGUGCGAGCCAUGACAGAGAAAAGAGUGGUCAUCACUGAGUUUGGAACAGCAGCCUACCCAGAUCCUUGCAAAAAUAUCUUCUCAAGGUUUUUCACCUACUUCAAAGGGAUUGAGGUGACAGAUAAUUGCUUAGUGAACGUGUACCCAGUUGGUGAGGAUUUCUAUGCCUGCACAGAAACCAACUACAUCACCAAAGUCGACCCAGACACAUUGGAGACUCUGAAAAGGGUGGACCUGUGUGACUACCUCUCGGUCAAUGGAGUGACAGCUCAUCCACACAUUGAAAGUGACGGAACGGUGUACAACAUUGGGAACUGUUUUGGGAAGAAUAUGUCACUGGCCUACAACAUUGUCAAAAUUCCUCCCACACCGAAAGAUAAGUCAGAUCCCAUUGCAAAGUCCAAGGUUCUUGUGCAGCUCCCCAGCAGUGAGAGAUUCAAGCCUUCCUAUGUUCACAGCUUUGGAAUGACGGAAAACUACUUUGUCUUCGUUGAGACUCCAGUGAAGAUAAACCUUCUAAAAUUCUUGACCGCUUGGAGCAUCUGGGGCACAAAUUACAUGGAUUGCUUUGAGUCAAACGAAACCAUGGGCACAUGGUUCCAUCUGGCUACAAAGGACCCAGCUGAAUACAUAGAGCAUAAAUUCAGGACUUCUGCCUUCAAUCUCUUCCAUCACAUCAACAGCUAUGAGGAUGAUGGCUUCAUCGUUGUUGACCUGUGUACUUGGAAAGGUCAUGAGUUUGUCUACAACUACCUAUAUCUGGCCAAUCUGCGGGAGAACUGGGAGGAAGUGAAGAAAGCUGCUAUGAGGGCACCUCAGCCAGAGGUCCGGCGAUACGAUCUGCCCAUGGACGUCUACAAGGAGGAACAGGGGAAGAAUCUGAUAUCCCUUCCGUACACCACAGCCACUGCAGUGAUGCGCAGCGAUGGAACCAUCUGGCUGGAGCCUGAGGUUCUGUUUUCUGGACCACGACAAGCUUUCGAGUUCCCUCAGAUCAACUACAGUAAGUUCUCUGGGAAGAACUACAGCUAUGCCUAUGGACUGGGCCUGAACCACUUCAUCCCUGACAGGAUUUGCAAACUGAACGUGAAGACUAAGGAUACGUGGGUGUGGCAGGAGCCAGACUCUUACCCCUCAGAGCCCAUCUUUGUGCAGACCCCAGGUUCUGUGGAAGAAGAUGACGGGGUGUUGUUGAGCAUCGUGGUGAACCCUGGAGCAGACCAGAGGCCAGGGUACCUCCUCAUCCUCAAUGCCAGAGACCUGACAGAGAUCGCACGGGCUGAGGUGGAGGUCAUCAUCCCUGUCACCUUCCAUGGAAUGUACAAGCCUUAGGACUACAUUCAACACAUCUACAAUACCACUCCACAGGAGAAAGGGACAAUCAUAAUACUAAAACCUUUGUUGGCGAUGUUUAAAAACAAAAAAAAAUAUAUAUAUAUAUAUCACUGAUGUAGCCUGUUCGUGGCAUAGUUUCAAAGUCAAUGUUGUGAUAGACACUGUACAAAAGUAUGUGGACAGCCCUUCAAAUUAGUGGAUUCGGCUAUUUCAGCCACAUCCGUUGCCGAAAGGUAUAUAAAAAUCGCGCACACUGCCAUGCAAUCUCCAUAGACAAACAUUGGCAGUAGAAUGGCCUUACUGAAGAGCUCAGUGAGUUUCAAUGGGGCAUCCUGCCAUCAUAGGAUGCCACCUUUCCAACAAGUCAGUCAAAUUUCUUUCCUGUAAUGAGCUGCCCCGGUGAACUGUAAGGGCUGUUAUUGUAAAGUGGAAAUGUCUAGGAGCAACAACGGCUCAGCCGUGAAGUGGUAGGCCACACAAGCUCACAGAACAGGACCGACUGAAGCACGUAGCGUGUAAAAUCAUCUGUUGCAACAAUAACACCCGAGUUCCAAACGGCCUCUGAAAGCAAUGUCAGCACAAGAACUGUGUUCUCUGGAGUGAUGAAUCACGCUUCACCAUCUGGCAGUCCGACGGACAAAUCUGGCUUUGGAGGAUGCCAGGAGAACUCUACCUGCCCAAAUCCAAUGCAUAGUGCCAAAUGUGAAGUUUGGUGGAGGAGGAAUAAUGGUCUGUGGCUAUUUUUCAUGGUGUGGGCUAGUUCCCCUUAGUUACAGUGAAGGGAAAUCUUAACGUUACAGCAUAAAAUUACAUUCUAGAUGAUUCCGUGCUUCCAACUUUGUGACAAGUUUGGGGAAGGCCCUUUCCCGUUUCAGCAUGACAAUACCCCUGUGCACAAAGCGAGGUCCAUACAGAAAUGGUUUGUCAAGAUCGGUGUGGAAGAACUUGACUGGCCUGCACAGAGCCCUGACCUCCACCCCAUCGAAGACAUUUGGGAUGAAUUGGAACGCCGACUGCAAACCAGGCCUAAUUGCCCAACAUCAGUGCCAGACCAUACUAAUGCUCUUGUGGCUUAAUGGAAGCAAGUCCCCAACAUCUAGUGGAAUACCUUCCCAGAAGACUGGAGGCUGAUAUAGCAGCAAAGUGGUGACCAACUCCAUAUUAAUGCCCAUGAUUUUGGAAUGAGAUGUUCCACAAGCAGGUGUCCACAUACUUUUGGUCAAGUGUUGUAUCUGUCAUAACUCUGACCUAAAGGCCUAGUGCUCGUUAGCUUUAAUGGAACCAUGUACAAUGCCUUUAGAAAGUAUUCACACACCUUGACUUUUCCAACAUUUUGUUACAGCUUGAAUUUAAAAUAGAUUAAAUUGUGUGUCACUGGCCUACAUAUAACAAUUCAAUUUUGACAUGGGGUAUCGAAAUGUUAACCCCUUUAAGGCAAGCCUAAAUGUGUCACAAGUUGCAUGUACUCAUCCUGUGUGCAAUAGUGUAACGUCUCUCAGUCGAGCACUUUCAUUUCAAACACAGAUUAACCCAAAGACCGGGGAGGUUUUCCAAGGGCACCUAUUGGUAAUGGGUAAAACAAAAAAGCAGACAUUGAAUAUCCUUUUGAGCAUGGUAAAGUUAUUAAUUACACUUUGGUUGUAUUGAUACACCAUCCAGUCAUACAAAGAUACUAACUCAGUUGCCGUAGAGGAAGGAAACUGCUCGGUGAUUUCACCAUGAGGCCAAUGGCAACUUUAAGAGUUUAAUGGCUGUAAUAGAACUGAUGGAUCAACAACAUUGUAGUUACUCCACAACACUAACCUAAAUGAGUGAAAAGGAAGCCUGUGCAGAAUAAAAUUAAUCCAAAACAUGGAUCCUGUUUGCAACAAAGUAAAACUGCGGCAAAGAAAUUAACUUUGUCCUGAAUAAAAAGUGUGUUUGGGGCAAAUCUAUCAUCAGUAACACUCCAUAUUUUCAAGCAUGGGGCAGGCUGCAUCAUGUUAUGGGUAUGCUUCUCGGCAAGGACUAGGGAGUUUUUUUUUUUUUAGAGAAACCUGGUUGUCUGCUUUCCAAGAGACAUGGAGACAAAUUCACCUUUCAGCAGGACAAUAACCUAAAACACAAGGCCAAAUAAACACUGGAGUUGCUUACCAAGACGACAUUGAAUGUUCCUGAGUGACCUAAUUACAGUUUCGCCUUAAAUCUUUGGCAAGACUAGAAAAUGGCUGUCUAGCAAUGAUUAACAACCAACUUGACAGAACUUGAGUAUUUAAUAUUGUACACUCUAGGAGAGCAAAACUCUUGAUGUAUCCAGAAAGACUCGGCUGUAAUCGUUGCCCAAAGUUAUUCUAACAUGUAUUGACUCGGGUGUAUUUCUGUAUUUCAUUUUUAAAUACAUGUUUUCCCUUUGUCAUUAUGGAGUAUUGUGUGUAGAUGGGUAUUUAAUACAUUUUGAAUUCAGGCUGUAACAAAAUGUGUAAAUAAGUCAAGGGGCAUGAAUACAUUCUGAAGGCACUAUGUAAGAAUUAAGACACAACAAUUUCUUUUGCCUUCUAUGGUACAUGUUUCAAGUUGUAUUUACACAUUCUGCUACUUUUAUACAAAUAAACAAAAUUGCAUUGAAUGUUA